AACUGACCUCAAAAGGAUAUUUUGAUGGCAUGUGUCGUUAACACUUUCUGAAGCUGCACUUUUUCCUUCUGAGGCACCUCCUUCUCUCUCUGCUCUGGGUUUGCAUAAUUGGUGCCCUGAAUUUUUGAAAUGUAGGGUGGGAGCCUGAAGUUGUGCAUGUGGGGUGACAUGGAUCGUGCUCUGGAUUCGCAGUAGAUGUCUGCGUGCAGAUGGGUGCACAGUACUGAGUAUAAUGGAUGAAAUAGGAGCUGAAGGUUCUAAAAUACAAGACAAGAAAGUCACUUCAGGACAAAGCAGCACUGGCACUAAACCAGAUCAUCCCCCACCACUGAAGGUUGAUGACAGGCAGCGGCUGGCUCGAGAGCGGAGAGAGGAACGAGAAAAGCAGCUGGCUGCAAGAGAAUCCAUCUGGUUAGAAAGGGAAGAGAGAGCCCGGCAGCAUUAUGAAAAACACCUGGAGGAACGCAGGAAGAAACUGGAAGAGCAGAGAUUAAAGGAAGAGAGAAGGCGAGCCGCUGUGGAGGAAAAGCGAAGGCAGAGAAUAGAAGAAGACAAGGAGCGACAUGAAGCUGUUGUUCGUCGCACGCUUGAAAGGAGCCAGAAGCCAAAACAGAAGCAGAACAGGUGGUCGUGGGGAGGAGCCCUGCAGAACCGCAUGAGCAGCGCAGGUUAUUUUUUUGAAUCAUCAUUCAGCUUUCUCGAUUUAGCAGGCCUGGAGCACCACUUCAGAUCUCUGGGUGGUGCUAGAAAACCUGAUCCAGACAGGCGGUCUGUUUCUACAAUGAACCUUUCGAAACAUGUUGAUCCAGUCAUUAACAAGCGGCUCUCCUCCUCAUCUGCAACAUUACUAAAUUCUCCAGACAGAGCUCGCAGACUCCAGCUCAGUCCCUGGGAGAGCAGCAUUGUUAGCAGGCUGCUGACGCCCACCCACUCCUUCCUGGCCCGAAGUAAAAGCACAGCUGCAUUGUCUGGAGAUGCAGUUAUCCCCGUUUGUCCCCGUUCAGCAUCUUGCAGCCCCAUCAGCCCUCUGUCCUACAAGGCCACCAGCUGCAGGCAGCCCACGGACCGAGCCAAGCUCUGCGUCUGCGCCGACGCAGCGGGACCCCGGGGAGCGCGGCGGGCGGGGACUGACAAAAAAGAAAAGGAGAGAGACCAUUUGUCAUCCAGCUUCUCAGCCAGCUUUAAAGGAGGUCAUUUUUCUUCCAACCCCAAAGCUAGAUCACCAGCUCCCUCUCCAGUUUGGCAUGCGUCCAAGUCUUUGCCUUUUUUGCCUGGCACACCCAAGCAAAUAACUUCCCCACCUGGCUCCUCCAAAGUUUCCUCUGGUCAGGCACGUCCUCCUUCUCCUGGCAACAUCCGGCCAGUCAAAAAAGAAGUCAAACCAGAGAGUGAGAAGAAAAGACCAGAAAAGGAGGCUGAAAAGGCUGGUGAUGACAGAACAGAAGAGAGUAAAGAAACUUCAGCAGAUGCUGGAGAAACGACAAGUCAGGAAGAGCUCCCUGUCCCAGCAGAGUUCACUGAAGCAGCCAGCCCAUCCCUACCUCCUGCUCCACCAGCUCUUUCUCCAGCCCCCACGAAGACCUCUGCAGGCACAACUGACCCUGAAGAAGCCACGAGGCUGCUGGCUGAGAAGAGGCGCCUGGCCCGUGAGCAGCGGGAACGGGAGGAGCAAGAAAGGAGGGAGAGAGAAGAGCUGGAAAGGCUGAAGAAGGAGGAGCUGUCACAGAGGAUAGCUGAAGAAAGAGCUCGCCGGGAAGAGGAAGAAGCUCGCAGGCAGGAAGCGGAAAGGAAACGGAAGGAUGAAGAGGAGCGGGAGAAGGAAGAGCGGCUGCGCCGGCAGGCGGAGGAGAGGGAGCAGAGGGAGAAGGAAGAGAUGGAGCGUGCUCAGAAACAAAAAGAAGAGGAAGCUCGCCUGCGGGAGGAGGCCGAGCGGAUUCGCUUGGAGCGGGAAAAGCAUUUCCAAAGAGAAGAGCAAGAGCGUUUGGAAAGGAAGAAGAGGCUUGAAGAGAUCAUGAAGAGAACUAGGCGUGUAGAAGCUGCAGAUAAGAAAGCCAAUGACCAGCAAAAUGGACACAUAUCAAAGGCCAAUAGUCCUGGAGAAGCAGCCAUAACCAGUCCUGCAUCUCCUGUGGAACCUGCAGGAGGACCUCAGCUCCAGGCCACAGCACCUCCACACAACGGGACAUCCCUCACCUGCACACGGGUGGUCGUGGCACAUCAACAUCCCCCUGAAAACAUGGACAGCAAUCUCAAUCCAGAGAAAAACGCAAAUGAGAAUGGAAUGUCCAUGCAGAAUGAUAACUUUGAAGAGAUUAUAAACCUGCCUCUUGGUUCUAAACCACCCCGGCUGGACGCCAUGAACAAUGAUGGAAGCGAUAGUCCUGAAAUUCCUCUGAAUCCAAUCAUAGCCUUUGAAGAUAAGGGGACUCUCUUGCCUCAGGUAGAUAGUGUUCAAACACAUCAAACAGCAGGUAGGUUUGACUUGGUUCAUUAACACUUGUGUUGUGAUUGACAGAGGACCUAGAGCUCUUAAUUGAUAUAAGGUGAUGGAAAUGGAAGCAUUUUGAAAUGCCCCCUCAGGAAGAGGGUGCCUGCCUUCUGUGGGACAUUCUGGGAGCACUUUGCUCACCAAGUUCUUGCUGACACAAAUGCUGAGGGAUGGUUUGCAGCAUGCUGGGUUUCUCCCAAUAACUUUUCAAGGAUGUUAGGUAAACAAAUAAUAAUUUAGCCAGUUGAAUUGGACUCUCAAUUUCUUUUUCUGUGUGUAGAGAAUGUAAGGAGAAUCAUCUGACAGUAAAUAAUUGCAUAAAAUCAUAGCAUUUUUGAAGUGAGCUUUGUCCCUCUUUGCUGACCUGUCAUUUUUGGUACCUUCUGUUGUAGAAGUGAUCUGAUUGUUUCUUCUGAAGAACCAAAGGUGAUAUGAGCAUCUCUGCAGUCAGUGGAGUUUCUUCCAUGCUAUGAAGGCGUGUUUUAUUUUUUCUCUGCAGUUUUUUAAAAAUUUCUUUAAUAUCUUUUUUUGGAAGGACUUUAGUAAAACCAGCAGAAGAAAUGAUGGGAAUAGACUUGGAUCACCUUUCUAAUAGCUUUCAUCACUAGAAAAAUCAUGCUUCACGUGCAUUACUUAAUAUGGCUUUUUCCAACAAGCUUUUUCUGUUAGUAAAUGGAUAUUUCUGCAUUUCUUAAGACAGAAGACACUGGAAUCUGAAAGCAAUGGGCUGAUUUGGGUGGUGGGACUGAUUCUUUUUUUUAAAAAAAGGUGGGUGUUGGUUUAAAAGGCAUAAUUGUAAAACUGGCAAAGAAUCUUUUACACUUUGUGGUUCUAAUACUUGAAAAAUAAAUACCUCAUUGCUCUACAAGUAGAGUUAAUGGGGUGUAUUAUUUAAACCUGUUGGUUUAAAUACUAUUGCAGAGAACUCUAAUUAUGGGGGCAAAGUAUAGGCUUCUGUAUCAGGUUCUUGUAAAUGUAAUUCCUACAGGGACAUUCUGUAAAUUAAGAUGGCACUAUGAUCUUCUCGCAUUUUCUCUAAAAACACACAAAAAAGGCAGGUUUUAAAAUGUGAAAAUUUGAAAGCAUUAUUUUUUCAUGGACAAGAGGAAAACCUAUUGUUCUCCUAGAUUGUGUAUUUAUGAAUUUUGUUCAGUACAGAAAUAAAUCAUUUAAUUGAAUAAAUUAGAAAAAUGUGGUAAAAUGA
Apus apus (common swift) is the source of this 3692-nucleotide messenger RNA. It is a transcript of the gene MAP7, whose product is annotated as microtubule associated protein 7. The record is from RefSeq and is a predicted model, not a curated record. Gene Ontology annotation, cellular component: microtubule cytoskeleton. Bases 233 to 2494 code for a protein of 753 amino acids. Lineage: Eukaryota; Metazoa; Chordata; Aves; Apodiformes; Apodidae. Gene Ontology annotation, biological process: microtubule cytoskeleton organization. The transcript is spliced from 18 exons.